This is a messenger RNA of Lactuca saligna, 303 nucleotides long. The record is from the annotation of a GenBank genome assembly. Lineage: Eukaryota; Viridiplantae; Streptophyta; Magnoliopsida; Asterales; Asteraceae.
AUGAUUGGAAUAAUCCAAAAGACAAAAAAUGAGGAAUUGUGUGAAGCUCGUUGGGAGCUUUUUGAUGGUCUGAAGUCGUACCCAAUUGGAGGUGAUAUAGGAACGAAGAGAUCAAUGGGGUUGGUGGAUUCAAAUCCUUUCUUUGUUGGAUCCACUUCCAGUGUGAAGAAGGAGAAUGCAACUAAAUUGGUAUCACAUUGCAAGCAACUUGUUGAAGAUCCAAAUUGGUAUGAUAGAGAGGAAUCGGUAUCACCAACAUGGGAGGGAUUUGAUGGAAGAGCUAUGGAAUUACAGGGAGAAUAG